Molecule: messenger RNA, 2494 nt
Organism: Oryza sativa Japonica Group (Japanese rice)
Lineage: Eukaryota; Viridiplantae; Streptophyta; Magnoliopsida; Poales; Poaceae
Product: exocyst complex component EXO70C1
Biological process (GO): exocytosis
Cellular component (GO): exocyst
Molecular function (GO): phosphatidylinositol-4,5-bisphosphate binding
Source: RefSeq, a predicted model, not a curated record
CACCUUCUCUCUCCCGCCACCACCUCUCCCUCCCCCGCUCGCCGUAGCGAACCCCCCCGCCAUUGACGUCGCCAUGCCGCUGCGCCGACGAGACUCCGACAGCCGGAGCAGCCACCACGCGCCGCACAAGUCCAGCAGCUUCUCCCAGCCCAGCGCCCGCGACGACAAGCCUCGUGACGCCAUCGACCGCAACCUCUCCCUCGGCUCCGCCGGCCACCACCACCACCACGACGGCAGGCGGCUCGACCUGCACCACCCGCCUCCCGCCGGCGACGCCAUCAAGGAGGAGUACGAGGAGGAGGAGCGUGGUGGCGCCGGUGCUCCCUGCGGUGGCGGCGACGGUGGCGGUGGUGACGGUGGGGGCGGUGGGGAUGGUGGUGGUGGGGACGGCGGCGUGCCUGACCUCGCCGCGCUGUCCGUGGAGAUCGACGCGUUCGUCGCGGCGGGGCAGGACGGCGGCGAGGCGCUGAGCGACGCCACGCUGGAGAGGUUCGCCGCCGCCGUCGAGAUGGAGAUCGCGCAGUCGGAGUCGGCGGUGGACAAGUGGGCGACGGGCGCCAACGGCGAGCCGCGGGCGCUGCUCGCCGCGAUCUCCCGCAUCGCGGCGCUCGCGGCGGCGCUGGCCAAGGCCCCCGAGGGGAAGCACGCCACCGCCGGGGCGCACCGUGUCACCGCCGUGCUGCACCGCGCCAUGGCGUUCCUCGAGGACGAGUUCCUCGCUCUGCUCGACGACCCGCGCGUCCCCAAGGCAACGACGUUCGACCAGGUGCAGCACGAGGUCGACCGGUGCGUCCUCCCCGCGUCGGUGGACGUCGGGGCCGGAGUCGGGGAGUCCGCGCCGCCGUACCCGCCUGAGACGGUCGACCGGCUCCGGUCCAUGGCCGACGCCAUGGUCACCGCCGGGUACGUGACGGAGUGCACCCAGAUGUUCCUGGUGGCUCGCCGGAACGCGUCCGACGCGUCGCUGCGCGCGCUCGGGUACGAGAAGGCGAGCAUCGACGACGUAGUGAAGAUGACGUGGGAGGCGCUGGAGGCGGAGAUCGCGACGUGGACCAAGGCGUUCCGGCACACCAUCAACGUCGGCCUCUCCACCGAGCACGACCUCUGCGCCCGCGUGUUCGCCGGCCGCCACGCCGCCGUCGGGCGGGGCAUGUUCGCCGACCUCGCCCGCUGCGUCAUGCUCCACAUGCUCAACUUCACGGAGGCGGUGACCAUGACGAAGCGCGCCGCGGAGAAGCUCUUCAAGGUGCUCGACAUGUACGAGGCCACCCGCGACGCGUCCCCGGUCAUCGACGCCUUCCUCACCGCCGACGACGGCAACAACAGCACCGCCCUGACCGACCUCAAGCACGAGCUCAACUCCGUCCGCUCCCGCCUCGGCGAGUUCGCCGCCGCCAUCUUCCGCGAGCUCGAGAGCUCCAUCCGCGCCGACGCCGGCAAGCAGCCCGUCCCGGGCGGCGCCGUGCACCCGCUCACCCGCUACGUCAUGAACUACCUCAAGUACGCGUGCGAGUACAACAGCACGCUGGAGCAGGUGUUCCGGGAGCACGGCGCCCAUGGCGGCGGCGGCGGCGGCGACGGCGAGAACCCGUUCGCGGCGCAGCUGAUGGAGGUGAUGGAGCUCCUCCACGGCAACCUGGAAGGGAAAUCGCGGCUCUACAAGGACCCAUCACUGAGCAACAUCUUCCUGAUGAACAAUGGGAGGUACAUGCUGCAGAAGAUCAGGGGCUCGCCGGAGACGAACGCCAUGCUCGGCGAGGCGUGGGCGAGGAAGCAGUCGACCAACCUGAGGCAGUACCACAAGAACUACCAGCGGGAGACGUGGAGCCGCGUGCUCGGCCUGCUCCGCGACGACGGCGUGCUGACGGUGAAGGGGUCGGUGCAGAAGCCGGUGCUCAAGGAGAGGUUCAAGCAAUUCAACGCAGCCAUGGACGAGAUCCAGAGGACGCAGGGCGCGUGGGUGGUGAGCGACGAGCAGCUGCAGUCGGAGCUCAGGGUGUCCAUCGCCGCCGUCGUCGUGCCGGCGUACCGCUCCUUCCUCGGCCGCUUCGCGCAGACGUUCAGCGCCGGGAGGCAGUCGGAGAAGUACGUCAAGCUCAGCGCCGACGACGUCGAGGCCAUCAUCGACGAGCUCUUCGACGGCAACGCCACCUCCAUGACUAGGAGGCGGACAUAGCAACACAACUAAAUCGCCGCCGCGAGCGCAACCGCAGAUGGAUCAGAAUGCGCGGGAAGAAGAAGGAGGAGGAUUAAUUUGAGCUGAUUAUAAUUUCUUGGUUUAAGCCAUGUGUUAAUUAUUUUGUUUUUUUCUUCUUAUGUUCUUUUCUUCUUCUUUUUUUCUGGUUAAGAAUGUUAAUUCGAUCGGUCGAACAGGUGAUGUACUACUAAUUGUUACUGGAUUAUCUCAGGGCAGAUAGGUUUAUGUAUCCAUUAUUAAUCCAUGUACUUAAUUUUACCCGAUGAAAUUGAGCUUUUUUUCUUUGUUGUUAGUUAA